AGUUUCAACCAGGGUGGGACGUGAUAGGGCUUGUAGGUAGUUAACUUCCUGCCUCCCCCUUUCAUUUCUUUUCAUACGUGAAAGUUCCUCUUUUUCUCCUCUUGUUGAUUUCCAAGUGAUUAUAACUGUGGGGGAGUUUUGUUUCUAGAUAAGGGAGAAAAAGAAUAGGGACCUACGGAAAUGAGCACAGCAAGAUUUCUCAAGUGUGUGACUGUAGGCGAUGGGGCAGUGGGAAAGACAUGCAUGCUUAUUUCCUAUACUAGUAAUACUUUUCCAAUGGAUUAUGUUCCAACGGUGUUCGACAACUUCAGUGCCAAUGUGGUGGUUGAUGGUAGUAUUGUGAACGUUGGCCUAUGGGAUACUGCAGGACAGGAAGAUUACAAUAGGCUAAGGCCUCUAAGUUACAGAGGAGCCGAUGUGUUUCUGUUGGCCUUCUCCCUCAUCAGCAAGGCCAGUUUUGAGAACAUCUCUAAAAAGCAGUGGAUCCCAGAGCUAAAGCAUUACGCACCCAAUGUGCCAAUCAUACUCGUGGGGACCAAACUUGAUUUAAAAGAAGACAAGCUGUUCUUGUCUGAUCAUCCUGGAGCAACACCAAUAACAACAGCUCAGGGUGAGGAGCUGAAGAAAAUGAUUGGUGCAGUCGUCUACAUAGAGUGCAGUUCUAAAACUCAGCAGAACGUGAAGGCCGUGUUUGAUAGUGCAAUAAAGGUUGCUUUAAGGCCACCAAAACCAGAGAAGAAGCCACGCAAACAAAGAACGUGUGCUUUCCUCAAAUGCUAAAUCUGCGUCGAUAUCAAAUUCUCUUCUCCAGCAUUGUCACUGGUCAAUUAGAGCAUAUUUUUGUUUCUCACAUGAAUGUUAUAUAUAUAUAUAUAUAUAUAUAUAUAUAUAUAUGGAUUUAUAUAUGUAACUUCCGGCUGGAGUCAUGGAAAAUCUAUAGGGAUGGGAUUUCAAUAUAAAUCCUUGCCUCAUUGUUAUGCUGCUAUAUA
Molecule: messenger RNA, 989 nt
Organism: Juglans microcarpa x Juglans regia
Lineage: Eukaryota; Viridiplantae; Streptophyta; Magnoliopsida; Fagales; Juglandaceae
Product: rac-like GTP-binding protein RAC13
Exons: 7
Coding region: 181-780 (199 amino acids)
Biological process (GO): small GTPase-mediated signal transduction; actin filament organization; regulation of actin cytoskeleton organization
Cellular component (GO): cell projection; cytoskeleton; plasma membrane
Molecular function (GO): GTPase activity; protein kinase binding; GTP binding
Source: RefSeq, a predicted model, not a curated record